GAAACAAACCUGGCGUGAAGGUGUGCUUGCGUAAGGUUGUCCGGGCACGUGCCUCGCCCUCUCUAACAGUAUGCAUCGGCUGCAAAUUUGAAGCCGUAAUUUGCUCGCAUGAACUGAACUGAGUCUGAAAGAAAACAAUGAGGAUGCUUCGCCACACUGGUAACAUUCUCUUUCUUCAUCAUUUUUCCAUGUAUUCUCUAUUUCAAUUCCGUUUCCGAAAUUACUGUAUCGGUGUAAAUAAAAUCGAUAAUAUUGUUGAUCGUCAAUUAUUCAUCAAUUAUGUUAGAGAACAAUCCAAAUUAGGGUUUUCCGAUCUCAGUCUCCCCCUUUCCAUUUUCCGUCAGAUGACCUCAUUGCACCCCCUCCCUUCAAUCAUUGAUUUCUGCCUACUCUUUACCGCCAUGUCGAAAUUGAAACGCCUUCAACCUUAUUCAACCAUAAUCCCUCUCUCCAGGGAGCUUGAGUUAUUCGGGGUUCGCCCAGAUCAGCAUUCAUUGGGUAUUCUUGCUAAUUGUUAUUGUCAUUUGGGUCGUGUUGAUUUCGGGUUUUCGCUUAUGGGUAAAUGUCUUAAGCUUGGGUUUCCCCCUAAUUGUGUUACAUUUAAUACCUUAAUCAAUGGUUUUAUCCUUUGUGAUAAGCUGCCCCAAGCUAAUGAAUUAUUGAAUAAGAUUAUUAAUCAGGGUUUUCAACCUAGCAUUGUUACCUAUGGUGCUUUGGUUAAAGGACUUUGUAGGAUUGGCCGCAAUGCCGGUGCUAUUAAAUUGCUUGAAAGGAUGCAAUCUGGUCCUUUGAAGCCUUGCUUGUUCAUGUACACCAUGAUUAUCGAGAGUCUUUGUAAGGACGGGUUGUUAAACAAGGCUUUGGACCUAUUCUCUAAUAUGAAAAGUAAGGGUGUUAAACCUGAUGUUGUUAUUUAUGCCUCGUUGAUUCGAGGUCUCUACAAGUGUGGGUCUCAGAAAGAGGCUAAGCGUUUGUUGUGUGAGAUAUUAGAGAGCAACAUUGCACCCAAUGUUCAGACCUUUACCACGCUGGUUGACAUGUUUUGUAAAGAUGGAAGUGUUGAUGAAGCACACGCCAUUGUAGAGUACAUGACUGAGUGGGGUAAGACUGCAGAUAUCGUCACUUACGGUGCAUUACUUCAAGGAUACUGUUUGCGUGGUCGGAUGAAAGAUGCCGAGAAGCUACUUGAUCUCAUUGCCCAAACUGGUUGUGAGGCUGAUCUUAUAAUUUUGAACACUAUGAUUAAAGGAUAUUGCAAGACUAGAAACAUUGAUAAGGCCUUCGACUUAUUCCAAGAGAUGUUUCAGAAAGGGAUGACACCUGAUGUUGUUGCCUAUACCACUCUUAUUGAUGGCUUUUGUAAAGCGAGGAAACUCCUGCCUGCACGUAAAUUGUUCAAGGAAAUGCAAUCGCAUGGUAUUUCUCCUAAUGUUGUCACCUAUGCUUCAUUGCUUAACGGCCUGUGCAAAAAUGCUCUGCCUGAUGAGGCAAUGGCUUUACUUGAAGGUAUGGAGGGUAAUGGUGUUAAGCCUGAUAUUAUCAUUUACAAUAACCUAAUUGAUAGCCUGUGUGAGGCUGGAAGGUUUAAUGAUGUAUCGAAUUUGUUAUCUGAUCUUUCGUUCAAGGGUUUGCAGCCUGAUAUUAAAACAUUCAAUAUAAUGAUCAAAGUCUUCUGCAAGAAAAGGCUCAUGAGUGAAGCAACUGAAUUACUGACUGGAAUGGAGGAAAAGGGAUGCUUUCCAAAUAGUCUAACCUAUAAUACAAUUAUUAGAGGAUUUAUUACCUCCAAUGACUUAUCAAGUGCAUUAUACUAUCAAGAUGUUAUGGUUAACAAGGGCUUUGAAGCUGAUGUUAAUACAUUAUCUCUGUUCACUGGCUGCAAAAGUUCAGAAUUGGCAUGAAUUUAUGAUGAUUACAAUUAUUGGGAGUUUUGAAUUUGGUGCUCAGAUACCCUAUACUGUAGGAUUGUGCCUCAGUUUGAAGCCUUCAGUCAAAUGACUUUGCUGGCGAUCAACCUUUUACACAUGUUGAUGGCAUAGCACUUGGAUCAAAGAAGGCUGAUGCAGAAUUGCAGACAGUGAGGAAAUUUUCAAUAGGAAACAUUGAUUGAAUUGUUUAUCAAGAAAUUUCGAGAAGCUCUCUGCAGUAAUGAAGGCUGAUGCACACAACUUGAGCUUCUUAUAUGGUACAUUACAUAUAGGAUUCUUCGAUUAUCCAAGGAAUAUUAGGAGUGAAAGGCUCAUCCUUAAUACAUCCCUUUUCCAGAAGUUGGCUAGGUAAUCUGCUGCAACAAGCGGGAAUUUUCUGAUGGGAAUCGUGAGAGGCAACUUUACUUGCACAAGCACAUCUCCCUACCUGGAAUUCAUUGCAAUUCAAAAGCACGAGAUCAUUAUGAAUAUUUCUUUGUUUUGUUUUUGGCAAGAGAUAUUUCUUUGUUUUUUUUUGGCAAGAGAUAUUUCUUUGUUUUUUUUUGGCAAGAGAUAUUUCUUUGUUGAAGAGUUAAUACGAAGUAUUGGAUUUCUAUCA
This is a messenger RNA of Spinacia oleracea (spinach), 2526 nucleotides long. Its product is annotated as putative pentatricopeptide repeat-containing protein At1g12700, mitochondrial. The record is from RefSeq and is a predicted model, not a curated record. The transcript has 4 exons. Gene Ontology annotation, biological process: chloroplast-nucleus signaling pathway; mitochondria-nucleus signaling pathway. Gene Ontology annotation, cellular component: chloroplast. Bases 138 to 1901 code for a protein of 587 amino acids. Lineage: Eukaryota; Viridiplantae; Streptophyta; Magnoliopsida; Caryophyllales; Amaranthaceae. Gene Ontology annotation, molecular function: protein binding.